GGCGAUACGAUCUCACGGCAAAUGUGAAAAGCAACAAUGGAGACGAUGCUAUAAUUAAACUCCUGCGACGAUCUCUCUUCUGUCAUGUUAUUCUUCCGAUCCUUCGAUUCGCUCUACUUCGUGUUCCCGAUCCCAAAGUGGUGCGUGCCGGUCUUCCUCUUGUUGUUGCGGCAAACCGAAUUCUUCCGAUCAAAAGUUUGGUUCCUGGUCGUCGGAUAAGAAGUGAGGGAUAGAAGAGUUCUUUUCUUCAUUUGGUAUCGGGUUUUGGGGCGGUUUUUGUGUUUUGGUUUUUGAGCAUUGCCUUUUUGGUCCAGUUGAGGAUCUUCGACUGUGGGUUAUGGUGAUCUACGGCUGGUUAAGGUUAAAGAAUGGUCUUUAAUUUGUUGGUUUUGGUAACUGAUGGAUGAAUGCAGGUGCUGGGGAUCUUGUUGGAUACGAAGGCCGGUUUCCGUGCGACUGGAUCUUGAGAUGUUGGAGCAGUAGACGAGGUGACUUUUGCUUCGGCUGCGCGAUCCAUCUCUAGAUUCGAUGCGCAUCUACUUUGUCGAGAUGAUGUGCUAAAGAUGACUUCUUCUAUUCUGUUUUUUGAUGAUUUUUAUGUGAUGGUUGCAGAGUAAUAUUGAUUCUGAGUAGAAGCAUAAAGUGCAGUUCAAUACUUCUGAAGCUCGUACACUGAGAAGGUUGUUCAUUGAUGGCUCGCGAGAAAAUUUUAGAAUGUCCUGAGGGUUCCACUUGUUUUGAUCAGAGCAAAGAAAGAAUACCUGAUGUAGGAAACUCUGAAAACGAGCUUGGGAGAAGAAAAAUAGGAUCUUCAAAGAAAAAAGCAUCGCAUGCCUCCACUAAACUUACUCAUCCCCUCAAGAAGCGGAGUAAGAGGAAAGUUGAAUUCAGGGUUCCUUCAUUUUCUAUUGAGGAUGUGAGAGAUGCUGAAGAGGAGCGAGCUGUCCAAGCAUUCCGGCAAGAACUCAUUGCCAAACAUGUAUUGCCUGAUAAGUUUGAUGACUACCAUACAUUGCUCAGAUUCCUUAAAUCCAGGAAAUUUGAUUUGACGAAAGCAAAACAGAUGUGGGUAGAGAUGCUUCGAUGGAGAAAACAAUUUGGAACAGACUCGAUUCUGGAGGACUUUGAUUUUGAAGAGCUGGAGGAUGUCUUGCAGUAUUAUCCUCAGGGGUAUCAUGGGGUUGAUAAGGAGGGAAGACCUGUCUAUAUUGAGAGGCUUGGAAGUGUUGAGCCUGACAAGCUUAUGCACAUAACUACAGUGGAGCGCUACUUGAAAUAUCAUGUUCAAGAGUUUGAGAGAACCCUGAAUGAGAAAUUUCCUGCUUGUUCUAUUUCUGCCAAAAGACAUAUCAGUUCAACAACGACAAUAUUAGAUGUACAGGGAGUAGGACUGAAGAAUUUCAGCAAAACAGCAAGGGAUUUGUUGUUUAAGAUGAACAAGAUAGACACCGAGUACUACCCUGAGACGCUUCAUCAAAUGUUUGUGAUAAAUGCCGGGCAUGGUUUUAAACUUCUGUGGGGCACUGUAAAAGGAUUCCUUGAUUCCAAAACAACUUCAAAGAUACAUGUUCUUAGCACAAGGUACCAGAGUAAGCUUCUUGAAGCAGUUGAUUCGAGCCAAUUGCCUGAUUUUCUUGGUGGCACAUGUACUUGCCACAAUCAGGGAGGAUGUCUCAGGUCUAAUAAAGGACCCUGGAAUGACCCAAUUAUAAUGAAGAUUGUAAAUUGCAUUGGAACAUCAUGUACUUGGGAAAUCAGGCACAGAGAUGACAAUGAACAAACUAAUGCCUCGUAUCCCAGGCGACAUCCAUCAAAGCAGAAAAGUAAAAGAGUUAAGUCAGUUGCUGAAUCAAGAUCUGAGGUAGACUUUCUUGAUUCUCCAGUCACAUCAACUUCUGAAUAUACUCAUUUAGCUCUGGUCAGAGCAGCAGAUUCUACAAAUGCAUAUGGCUGUUCUAACCAUGUUGUGCCUGAUGCUAUACUUGUAGGAGCUGGUGGUAAAAUACCAGUAUCAAGUGUGAACUGGUCUGAUGAAGAAAAGGACCAUAGUCCUUUUCCUGCUAGAACAUCACCUUCAUUAGGCAACUUGUCCUUUGAAGGUUACAAUACCACUGAGAAUGAGUCAAGAGGAAGACUGCAAUCUUAUGGUAGAGGAUUGAUCACUUUGUUGGUAAAUGUAUUGUCCUUCCUUCUUACCCUUCGGUCUAGACCACACCAUAGACUUCACACAUCAGAUAGACUGAGCUUGAUAACUGAUAAACAUUCAAACUUGGGAUCUGCCAAGGAAGAUGAUGUCGCUCCAUGUAUCAAACGUCUUGAUAAGCUGGAGUCAUUGUUUAAUGAACUUAGCAGAAAACCUGCAGAAAUUCCACAGGAGAAAGAGCAUGCAAUCCUGGAUUCAAUGAACAGGAUAAAAAAUAUUGAGUUGGAUCUUCACAAGACAAACAAGGUAUUGCAAACAACUGUGAUGAAGCAACUGGAGAUUGAAGCGUCUUUAGAAGCUCUAAAUGACACAAUUUUUAUGGCUCCUGAAGUGAGAAGAGACUUGCCGCUCUUAAUUUCUCAAACUCUUAUCAAGGAUUUCGAAUAGAGUUCUUCAACGUGUUGAUCUUCCAGUUCAUAGGAGAAAAUUUUGUUGAUGCCUCAAGAUAAAACAGAGAUUAUCAUAUUUCCUUCCCCAGCCCCUGAUUUUUUUUUUAAAAUGUUUCGGCUCGAGAAUGAAAGUAGAAGAAAGGAGUUGAACGGGUUAAUUAGGAUGGCCACGCUGCAUCUAGCAGAUUGUUUGGAAAAUGGAAAAAAAAAAUACAAGAGUUAAGAAAGGGCCAAGUAGAUAGAUAAAAACAUGAAUUUUUAGGCUUUUUUGCUUCCUUUUAUCUUAGUUUCCCAUUUGUUCUAGUGUUGGUGUUUUUUUCCCCCUUUCCUGGAUGCAAUAUAUGUAAAUAAUUUUGUAAUAUGAUACUGCUAUUUGAUGCUUAAAUUCUGGCAUCUAGUAGACUUCAUGCUUCGGCAUCCUCAGA
Molecule: messenger RNA, 3017 nt
Organism: Zingiber officinale
Lineage: Eukaryota; Viridiplantae; Streptophyta; Magnoliopsida; Zingiberales; Zingiberaceae
Product: phosphatidylinositol/phosphatidylcholine transfer protein SFH13-like
Exons: 16
Coding region: 692-2590 (632 amino acids)
Source: RefSeq, a predicted model, not a curated record